UUGAAAAGAGAAAAAAAGAUUCGGAGACUCUCCUCGAGAAAGCACGUUUAAACCGUAUUUAAAAUUUUCCCUCACCUUCUUCUUCUCACGGAUGGAUGAUACAAUUGUAGAAGGAUAAAUCGAACGACAAAAGGCUAUGGGUACCGUUUCGAUCGAUCUUCGAUCAGUGGACACAAGUGACAGACGAGUCCAGUUGGGUGGAAGUUCUCCUGCCGCGGGAUCCUCAAACGAGGAUCCAGAACCGGAUGAAUCGACCUCCCUCUACAACGAAGACUGUCUUCGGGGUGCGCUGCAACCGUCCCCGCCCGAAGAUCAAAAGGGAAAUGGUGGAAGAUUUCCGGCGGAGGAUCCUCAAUCUUACGGUCAAAUAUUGAAAUUCUCUUACCCGAAGGGGAAACGGAAUAAUAAUAAUAACAAUAACGGGAAGAAGCCUUUCAAACGUAGAGUGACAUUCGCUUUGUGA
Molecule: messenger RNA, 463 nt
Organism: Apis mellifera (honey bee)
Lineage: Eukaryota; Metazoa; Arthropoda; Insecta; Hymenoptera; Apidae
Exons: 1
Coding region: 137-463 (108 amino acids)
Source: RefSeq, a predicted model, not a curated record